GCAGAUUAAUCAUGCAUGCCUGCUCUCUUGGCCACCGGCUUGUUGGCCGCCUCCCCGCCUCCGCUAACAGCCAUGGGAGCCUCGGGGAGAUGGAUGCUCUGGACCUGGUGUGUGUGUCUCGCUGCUCGGGAGGACGCUGCCGUCAGCGUGACCAUGGGGGAGUCCAGCCUGGAGGUGGUCCGGGGGGACGUGGUCGUCCUGCCCUGCUCCUUCCUCACCGCCACCGGCCCGUCCAGGCUCAACGUCAUCUGGACCCUGGCGCCGUCCUCCAGCCCGGAGAGCCCGGUCCAGGUGAUCGUGUAUGACCACGGCCAGGUGAUCGAGGACCCCUCCCUCGCUGGCAGGGUGGGGUUCACAGGUCUUCCUGCCAGGGCGGACAUCAUGCUGAACGACACCCGCGUCUCGGACGCCGGCGUCUACCGCUGCAUGGUGAACAACCCGCCGGAGCCGGCGGACCCCGGCAUCGGAGAGCUGCUGCUCAGCGUGCUGGAGCCGCCUUCGCUGCCCGUGUGCCAGUGGGACGGAGACAUCGAGCUGGGAGGAAGUGUCCAGCUGUCCUGCUCGGUGGCCGAGGGCGUCCCCACCCCGGACGUCCGCUGGGAGAGAGUGAAUCCGGGGGACGAACCCGUCCCCGUCGACGUGGAGGGGGAGGCGUCAGGCUCCGUCCAGAUGGUCAACGUGUCCUCUCAGACGGCCGGCCUGUACCGCUGCUCCGCCUCCAACGUCCUGGGAACCGAGAACUGCUACGUCAACCUGGCCGUUUACAGAACCCCGGACGGCCCCUCCGGCGUACUGCCCAGCGUGUUGCUGACGUUGACCAUGAUCCUGGUGCUGCUGGCGCUGGUGGUGCUGGUGCUGUGGCUGCACCGGACCGGCCCGGACGGGCGGUGGAGCGACAGGAAAGGAGAGGACGAGGAGUGUUACAACGAGAUCCGGUACACGGCGUAUGUGAUGAAGCGCUCCUUCGUCUGAUUUACCACCAUCAUGUUUCACAAACAAACUCUCAGCCUGGAAUCACGUCAAGUUCACGUUAGAUCCAUCUAGAAAAGUGAAACUAAGCCGUUACUCGUCACAGCAACUUGUUUUGAAAUAAAUGUAAAUUUUUUGUCAAAGUUAUGUUGUCGUAUGUACAAAAAAACUAACAAUCCCGAGUGCUGCUGUCAGACGGGCUGAACCAGACUGUGUGAGCAGAACUGGGCCAACUCCUGGGACCUCGCUCUGGGGCGCUCUGGGGCCCGUGUUUCCCGCUAGAAUAAAGUAGGCGUGGCAGCCGUCUGGAACACUCCCACCUCAGGCACAUGUUAGGCAACAUGGCCAACUGUGAUGUUAGCUACUGUUCCUUUAUCAACUCCGUCCAAACAUUCUUACUUUAAGUGUUAAUGACAGAAUGACAUCUGAAACAAGUGCCGUCUUCUUUUCUUUUUCUGGAGCUACCUGGAUGCUAAUAGCUAACAAUUUUCUUCUCGACAAUGAGUGAAACUGAUCACUAUGUAUUUAUUAAAAUGAAAUGUCUCCACCAACAGGAGUUCUGGGUAAAUCUGGGGGACAGGAACCUACAGGGCCGGCGUGUUUCCACCACACUGUAGCACCACAGGAACCUUUGACUGAAAAAUAGCGCCACCGACCACCAGGUGGCGGGAUUGUGCAUUUUUUUUGCAGUUCACAAACAGCCAGCAGAAAAAUGAAAAGAAACACGUAAACAAUGGAUGCUACUUAUGUAGCGUUUGGGAUUAAAAGAACCCACCCGCCGGACCUCUAUAGUGGUGUAAUUGUAAAAAUGUAUUGUAUUAACUGGAUACCAGACCGGAAAAUGGCCGCCGUUCAUUUCAAUGGAAGUUGCUCGCCUGGCGCAUACGCCGAAAAAAGUUCCUGACUUCCAGGUUUACUUCCGUGUUAUGGGGCCCAUAGAGCAUGCGCAGUUGAGUCACCUCCCAUGAUGCUCUGGGGCCUCCCAUCAUGCCCCGGGGCAACAUCCAUGGCACGGACACGGCCGUGACGUCACGCCCAGAAAGAGACUUUUCUAUGACUUUUCUGGCCGUUAGAAAACAUUUUUGACGGAUAUUAAAAAAUAAAAAUAUAGAAUACAAAGAUUAGUAAUUGCCGGUGAUUACAGCUGGAGGUUCCUGUGAACAGUUUUAGAGGCUUCUCUUUUACUAUUGGGGUCUAUGGGAAAAAAUGCUUUUUGGGCCAAUGGGAUUUUUUGGUGCAGUACCGCGGCUGGCCACUGGAAAAAAUCGGCGUGCCUGCUGAAUGUGAGACCGGGGGCCUGGCCCCCUCCCCGAAGGCCACGCUACUGGGCCGUUCCUGGCAAUGGAAACGUGCAAACCUGGAACUCCCGCUGGUGGAAACGCCUCAUGCUGCUUUUGUUGCUUUGUUUGGUUGCUUCAACACUGAUGAAAAAAUACCAUUAAGACUAAAAAAGUGGGAGAAAAAAAAGACACGGCAAUUGCUUAGCAAACAAAGACAAAAACUUUUAAUUUAAAUAGGAUGGGGGGGAGAAAAAAAAUAAAAAUAAAAAAAAUACAUAAAAAACUGUACAGAACAUAGACUUAAAUAAACCUCCCUCCCCCAAAACACUUAAAAAAAUUAUGACAAUAAAGUAGGAUGGUGUAUGAUAUAACUUGUGCAAAAGAAGUAUUAAUGGAUUCUUCCCAAACUGCACGGUUCGGCGUGAAGAAUGCCUCCACUCAACUUUCCCCUUCCACGGGUAAAUCCAGGACCCCUUCCCUCAACCACAGCAUAGUGUCUUUGAUGGAAAAGAAAGAAAAAAAAAUCCAAUAAUAAAAUAUAUUUAUAUCUUAAAUAUAUAUUUAUAUAGCAAACAUGCUGUACAUAGUUUUAGAGAUUGAAAAAUCCCUUUGUUGACCCCCGGGUCUGUCUGUAAGCUUGUGCUUUCCCGACUCAGCAAAAGAAAGAAGAAGGAGGGGAAGGCUGUUAAAACUCCCCGUUGUUUUGGGAAAAAAAAGAAUAGAGCAAAAGGAAAAACAGAAAAAAGAGCUGAUCAAUAAGUCUCUGUUUUUCCUGAGUUGGGAGAGUUGAGGGAUGCCGACACACUUUUCACCUUUUGGAGCUUCUUCACAGUUGACCGAUGGAAACGCCGCCGGCGUCAAGUUUCUUUAGUUUUGCUUAUAUGUGAGGAUUUUAAUGUGGGGUCGACUGCAGCAGUGUGAUUUCACAAGGAUGUGGUUUUAACAGCAUGCAGAAAAUGUUCAAAAAAGAGGGGGGGUCAACUUUUAUUACACCAAUGUGACCAAAUAUUCAACCUGCAAUAAAACUGUGACACUUGUCUUUUUAUUUUAUGCCCCUUUUUCAGUUUUCUCCCUUUGAAAAAGAAAAAAAAAAAAAAAGUCUUCGGAGGAGUCACUUGGUGAAUCGCCUCUGAUGAUUAUCGUUAUGACACGUGGGGGGCAAAGCCGUGAGAACGUGAAAAAAAACAUUUGAGGCAGAGAUCGUGGUGAGGUUGAUGCUUUUUCUUUUUUCUUUGUUUCAUGUUGGGAUAAAACCCCCGGAAACCGUUAGGAUCUGCUCCUCACAGUGGUCAGAGUGCAACUUAAAGUGGGUGAAAAGCAACUUAAAGUGACGUCUCGGGAACACUUCCAGUUACAUCACAAGCUUAAAGAAAAUACGACAGCCGCUGGAGAGAAUACAA
This is a messenger RNA of Cololabis saira (Pacific saury), 3649 nucleotides long. RefSeq lists its product as uncharacterized. The transcript is spliced from 7 exons. Lineage: Eukaryota; Metazoa; Chordata; Actinopteri; Beloniformes; Belonidae. Gene Ontology annotation, molecular function: ionotropic glutamate receptor binding. Bases 16 to 972 code for a protein of 318 amino acids. Gene Ontology annotation, cellular component: cell-cell junction. The record is from RefSeq and is a predicted model, not a curated record. Gene Ontology annotation, biological process: homophilic cell-cell adhesion.